This is a messenger RNA of Ostrinia nubilalis (European corn borer), 9151 nucleotides long. RefSeq names its product WD repeat-containing protein 81 (gene Wdr81). The transcript has 22 exons. NCBI's taxonomy places the organism in Eukaryota, Metazoa, Arthropoda, Insecta, Lepidoptera, Crambidae. Bases 47 to 6808 code for a protein of 2253 amino acids. Gene Ontology annotation, molecular function: phosphatidylinositol 3-kinase regulator activity; protein binding. Gene Ontology annotation, biological process: aggrephagy. Gene Ontology annotation, cellular component: mitochondrion. The record is from RefSeq and is a predicted model, not a curated record.
CAUUUUAUCACUAACCUCGCUUGAAAACAAAACAAAAGGUGUUGAGAUGGAAUUCAUUGUUAAGGAAUUAGGUUUUAAUAGUAAAAAUAUAUUUCCAACAGUUUCGACAGACCUUUGUGCUGUUGUUGUACAUAAUACUUGGUUGAAGAAGUGGUUGAAAAACUUGGAAGUUGAUAAUUCUGUGAACAGUGUUGAUUUUACCCUACAACCUGGUGAAAGUGUACCCUAUCCGUUCAGGAAAAUAUUUAUUAGGGUGUUGAAUAAAAAAGCCUCCAAGGUCCUACCACUGCCUCGGUAUAAACUGAAUGAUGGCACCACUGAACUACCUCUCACAUUCUCACAGCUCCUGCAAUAUGUGUCACAGAAUAACCAAAGAAAUCUGUGGAAAGAGUCCUACAAAAAAUACUGCCAAAAUGACUCCAAUAGCAAAGAGAGCACUAUUGUUAAUUUGUUAGAGCAUGAUCAGCUGUUAUCUGAAGUAUUAUUUCGAUUGUAUGGAUGCAAUAUCAUUAGGAUUAAACAUGAUAGUUCUGGCAAGCUCGUAGAAUACAAAGAGAUAGCACCAAAUAAAUAUGUUUCUAAAUCAUAUGAAACCCAUGUCAAUUUGUUAUCAGCUUUAUUCAUAUUAGAGACUGACAAUAACUACUUUGUAAUAUAUGGUGGGCAUUAUGAACAUAGUUUAUUAGACUGUUUGAAUUUCAGCCCUCAUUUGGUCGAUAUGAAUUAUGGGCGUGGAUUGUUCCUCACAUACCAGUUGCUGCACAUGGCCAAGGCAACGGGUGACAGAGGUCUGAGCUUAGGCAAUCUGACAUUGCAAGAUAUCUAUUUGACAGAAAACUUGUGGCUGCAGAUCCUGCCUCUAGUUACAAACAACAUUCAUUGUUUGGAUGCCUCUCUUAUACAUGAGAAUAAGAGUAAGCAGACUACUCCAGUAGUGGCCGGCAAAAGCCAGAGUCAAGCUAAGAAGGAGGAGUGGUGUUGGAGAAAUGAUGCUGUUCAGUUAGAAAAACUGUGCAUGCUGUGGGUCCGGGGAAGGAUAUCAAACCUGGACUACUUGCUGCACCUCAACGCGUUAGCUGGGAGGAGUGCUGAUGAUCCCCAGGCACAUUUCAUGGUGCCAUGGGUGACCGAUUUUGCAUCUAGAUGUGGGCGGAACUGGCGAGACCUCUCUAAGUCGAAGUACCGCUUGAACAAAGGCGAUCGCCAACUGGACAUGACUUAUGACGUCGGAAGUUGCUCAGAACAAAUCCCGCACCACGUCUCUGAUGCAUUAACUGACAUCACAUGCUAUGUCUACUUAGCUAGGAGGACCCAAAAAGAAGUGCUAUGCAAAUAUGUAAGAAACAAGUGGGUCCCAGCAGAGUACCCUGCGUCAAUCCAGCGUAUGCAGGAGUGGACGCCUGACGAAUGCAUACCUGAAUUCUACACUGAUCCUACUGUGUUCAAGAGCAUACAUGAAGAUUUGCCGGAUUUAGGGAUACCCUCAUGGGCGACGUGUGCCGAAGACUUCAUCACAAAACACAGAGAAGCACUGGAGUCUACUCAUGUUUCUGAAAAUCUACAUCAUUGGAUCGACAUCACGUUUGGUUACAAGCUGUCUGGUGCAGCAUCUAUCAAGGCAAAGAAUGUAUGUCUAUCGCUGGUGGACGGCCACACGGUGCCUCGUAAGGGUGCCAUGGCGCAACUGCUGGCGGCGCCGCAUCCGCCGCGAACGCCGCGCCCGCUGCCGCCGCAGCCGCCGCGGUUGCACUGGACUGCGCCUAGAGACUCCAGAAAGUCCAUCAAACCGGAGAGUUCCGAAGAAAUAUCCGACGAAGAGGAAGAAUCUACCAGCCUCCCCCAACACGUGUCUCGACUCAGCGUUCCUCCCCAAAGAGUGCGCUCUCGGUAUAAGAGCGGCAGCCGCGCCCGAUCCCUCUCCAAAACCCAAGGGCACGAAGACUCGCAGGCGUCCACCGAAGCCCGGGCCUCCUCGCACUCCAGGCAUUACAGGGUCCAACGCUCCGAACUCGGCAAAGGAGUCAUCUAUCUCCCGAAAGAAUUCAACCCGGUGGCCUCCAUACAAGCUCUCGAAGCGCUGGACAAUUUCAGGACCAAAUGCUUCUUCAGCAAAGCGGAGGACAAAGAAAAGUCCAAAGAAACUGUUACUGCCCUCAACCAUUUCCCUAUGCAGCAAGAAGUCAGGAAAACGCCAAACGUCAGUGUAUCGAGCAUUGAUGGGUCUGACGAUACAGCGUUUACCAACCACAUGUUCCUGGCCUCGUACGACCAAAAUUACCUAAAGAAGUUUAGCCAAGAUGCUCAUUUAGAAAAUGUUUUAAAGGAAAGGAAAAACAGAUCGUUAAAUCCAAGAUACACGACCGAUGCGGCGAUAUACAAGCAGUUUGUGACGGAGAGUCGAAGGCAGGACAUGUUGGUAAUAGGGUGCCUUAUUGUAGAAAUCUUCCUUCAUCAGUACAUACGUCCAUUGAGAAGUACUAGUAAUAAUUUCAUGGAAAGAUAUAAUAACUGUCGGACAGUCUUGAAGUAUAACUUCAGCACGCUGCCGAAAUGUGUUACUUACGUAGCAUCUUUAUUACUGAACGUUCAGCCUCCAAGUUUGAGUUUUAAAAACGAGCUUCUGCCAAAAGAGGAACCUUUGAAAAAGAUCGUCGUCACUGACAAAGGGCUCCCACCACCGACUGCAUCUCAGUUGCUUCAACCGUUACUAAUGCAACAUCUGAUACCAUUCCCACAAAGUUUUAACACCCUGUACAAACUCCUCAGUACCCUACAUGAAUACGAGUUGACAAGUAACGAACUAAACAUCUUAUACAUGUACGAAUGCGAUGGAAUACAAUGUGAAAAGUACCAAAAUGUCGACAAAACCAAAUUGUAUUUCAGCCAAAGAAUAGCAGAAGGCAAAAUACAAGCGUGCGCGUCGCAUUUGGACGUUCUCUUGUGCCAAAUAAACUCGUACAGCCAAUUUGACGUGUUAGACAUCUUUCUGACUCAUUACAUAGAGCUCUUGAAGAAUAGAGAUACAUCAGUGUUAGCUGCUUGGUAUUUGUUCGAUACAGUAAGCAAAGCAUUGGGGCCAGAAGCCACGAAGAAAAAGCUUUUGAAGCACAUCCUGAAUCUGUACGAAGAUGACGAUCUCAUGAUGGAGAAAUCAGAGCACAAACUAACAGACAUCGAUUCUGGUUCAAGUUCUACCGGAUCGUCUGGUAAACAGAAAUUCGUCAAAUUGUACCACAACAUCUUUUUACUGCAACUGAUGGUGAGACUUGGCCUUCAAUGUUUUCUAGAUAAUUUCACUCAGCAUUUAGUGGAAGCGGUAGGUGGAUAUAAAGACGAUAGCACGGAAGCCGUAUCUCCGGGUCACAUUUGCCACAAUCGAUUGACAAUCAAUAAGAAACCCAGGUACUCCGACGAUAACGUCAAAAAUGCCUUGUCCACAACUACUGAUAUAUUCUCACCUGACACGUCAUAUGGUUCGGAGCACGUAGCGACGCCGAGUGUAGAAAAGAGUGUAGUUGAAGUUAGCGAAGUGUUAAAAGAGAAGGACAGCGAUACAAGAAGUGAAAAUGAGCUGUUUCAUUUUGAAACUGAUAAGGAGAGACUGCCGAGUCGUAACAGCAGAAGUAAAUCGCCUGCCGAAUCGAUUGACUCUUGCAAUUCGAAUCCUGCGCAUGAAUCGACGGUACACACUCCUUCGCCUUCGACUGAAUACUCUUCGCCGGCAUCAAAGCAGUAUUUUACAAGCUCAGCGAAUUCAAAAGAUGUCAGUGUGGUAAUCACCGAAAAUGAGGAAAUUCAAGAUACUCCAAAAAAAGCUCCGAUGUCACCUACCAUAGAUAUUCCAUCCAAACCGAUGUUUACAAGUUAUUUGCAUUUCGCGGAAGAAGAUUCUAGAAUUGACGAUUUGGAAGUGCGGAAGGAUUCAAACGCGCGUCAAGUCAAAAGUUUGGAAUUCAAUAGGAACUUGGAAGUGUUCCCUGCGAGCACUUCGCGUAGUUUUAAUGACGUGGAGUGCAGCGAGGCGUAUAAAGAUUCGACUCCUUGCAAGAUAUCGGAUAUGAGUUCGGAGAGCCUCAUCUGGCUGGCUCACAGGCUCGGUCCGGUGUUGACCUGUAGGUAUAUUACGAGGAAUUUGCUCAAGAUGUUGACUUUGUGUUAUAUCGGGAAAGAUAACCUCACUCUGUGCGAGGGAGACGAGAGGGAUGAGUUUGACGAGAUAUCUGUGAUAAACAGCCGGGUGGUUGGCGAUAGAAACGCGAUGAAAGUUAUUAAGUGCCUAACUGCCAUUGUAGCAAUGUACGGGGAACAGCUUAUAAUAUUCCAAUACCUGCCGCACAUGGGCGAGCUGAUAGCGUCUUGUCGCCGCCGGCUGUCGGCGCCUCUGGAAGGUGGCGUGGUGGCGUGCCUGCAGCUCGUCAAGUACCUGCUGCCUUACAUGUCCGACGUCAAGGUCAUGGAGCAGUUGCUGGACACAUUCCUGAAGUCCAUCCUGCAGCCAGCGCUGCGCCUGGCGUCCACCAGCCGGUCGUCUUACCCCAGCGGCGCGGCGGCGCGCGGCGCGCUGGCCCGCAAGCUGCUGGGCGCGCUGCACGCGCUCGCGCUGCGUGUCGGGCAACGCAGACCCGUUCUCGAAACAAGCCUUACGCCGCUACUGGACAGAAGUGCUUAUCGACCGAUACGUUUCCAGGACACAUUCCUGAAGUCCAUCCUGCAGCCAGCGCUGCGCCUGGCGUCCACCAGCCGGUCGUCGUACCCGAGCGGCGCGGCGGCGCGCGGCGCGCUGGCCCGCAAGCUGCUGGGCGCGCUGCACGCGCUCGCGCUGCGCGUCGGGCCCGAGAUGACGCGCCGCCAUCUGUGCGUGCACGCCGUGCAGCGGUUUUUCUUGGCAUUUGACAAAGCGACUGGGAAAACAGAAAACUGGCCCAAACAAGACGAAGUUAAUGCCGAUAAGCCACCGGAGGAUUCCUCGGAGGCUCGGUCGGAGGGCUUCCUAGAGCUGAUCUCGUUCAAGUUACACUGCAGUUACCCACCGGAGGAUUCCGCGGAGGCUCGGUCGGAGGGUUUCUUAGAGCUUUGCCGCGACGGGUCGACGGUCGAGUGGACGGUGCGCGAGGGCCGCGUGCAGCGCGCCGACCUGCCCGACCUGGCUUGCACGCCGCCGGCGCCCUGCGACCGGAUCCCCGACCCCGCUGUGCUUACGGCCCAAGAAGAACUGCUCAUGGUGUUUGACGACGAGCUGGCGUACAAAGCCUACACGACCUUCAGCAAGUUUGUGGGCACGGAUGCCAUGGAACGCUGCCUCAAGAACAGCGACACUAUACGAGCGCUUUGUCGCAAAUACGAGCAGAGCCACUACAUCAGUUCACCGCUAAUAUCCCGCCCGGAGAAACGGGUGCAAACCUCCUUCAGUGACGAGCCUAUCAGCCGGAAGAGCAUAGACAUUACUCCCACCAAGCCUGACCUGGUCAUGGACCACAUGUCCAGUUCCAACAGCUUCGGCUCCAACGUAACUCUAGUUGGAAACAGGAUAGAUGUCGCUACGGAAGCGAGCGCGGGCGCAGCGGGCGUGGGACACGGUUUUGAUGUCGUGGCGUGCAAGAUGGACAAUGGGAUCAAGAGCAACAGUCCAGUAGACAUCACGCCCACUAAGCCUGACCUGGUCAUGGACCACAUGUCUAGCUCCAACAGCUUCGGCUCCAACGUAACUCUAGUUGGAAACAGGAUAGAUGUCGCUACGGAAGCGAGCGCGGGCGCAGCGGGCGUGGGACACGGUUUUGAUGUCGUGGCGUGCAAGAUGGACAAUGGGAUCAAGAGUAACAGACACCUCCGCGGCGACUGGCUCAUCUACUGGGAGCACGAGAUCGGGCGGCCGGAUAAAGACACGCGCUUCAACCUCAAGCAGAUCAAGCUGCAGACGUUCGCGGGCCACGCGGCCGCCGUCAAGUCGCUACACGCGCUCGACAACGAGCAUAGCUUCAUGAGCGGGUCGAAGGACAAGUGCGUGCGUCUGUGGUCGCUGCGAAACCAGGGUGACGGCAACGCAACCACACAAUGCAACUGGACGUACACGGGCCACAAAAAGGGCGUGCUGUCGCUGGCCUUCCUGGACUCGCUGCGGCUGGCCGUCUCUACUGAUUCUGUGGUGCACAUAUGGGAUCCCUUUAUGGAGAGUGUGGUGUCGCAGUUGGAUAACAUAAAGUCUCCCGUGAGCAUAGUGCGGACGCUGGGCGACGCUUCCGCGACGGUGCUGGCUGCUACUACAGACGCCACGCUCAAGUUCAUCGACGCAAGGGCCUGCAACUACACGCAUGAUCUGAAGCUGCCGAUGAGCACGACCACACUAGUCCGCUGCCUGUGCGUGUGCGCGGCGGGCGGCUGGGCGGCGUGCGGGCUGGCCAGCGGACACGUGGCCGUGCUGGACCUGCGCGCCGGCCACGCGCGGGCGCACUGGCGCGCGCACGACGGGGAGGUGCUUCGCCUCGCUGUGGUGGACGAGCACAGACUCCUGAGCUCGGGGCUGGACCAGGUCACGGCGCUGUGGCGCCCCGACGACGGCGAGCUCAUCGCGCAUCUCAAAGGCAGCACAGAACCCGUCCAUUGCCUGUCAGUGUACUAUAACGAGCUGAUAUCAGGCACCACCAACAACCGUAUCGGCGUCCACACCUCCCUUGACCAGGAGGCUUCGUUCUCCAGCACCAAGCUAAGGUCAGACACCUUCAAGGGAGUGCUCACUUGCAUGGCAGUGCUGCCGCUAAACAGGCUCUUACUGCUUGGCAGCGAUAACGGCACUAUCAGCUUACUUUGUUGAGGGAUAAGGAUGAGAUUCGAAUAACACAUUCGGAACGAUAAGGAUCAACGGCAACGCGUAUUUAAUUUAUUUUGACAGAAGUGAAGGUAAGUUGUUUUUUAUUAUUAUUCAAGUUAUUUAGUGUGAGUUACUCAGUAAGAUUUAAAUAUAUUUAGUUUUGUAUAUUGUAGUGCAUGUAAAAAUAAGACGGCUAUUAAGCAUAUUUUAAGUUUAUAUUACCUAUUUUAUUGUUACCAAAGUUAUAUUAAUGUAAAAUUAUUUGAACACUCGAAUCAUUAUGUAUUGACGAAUAUUUUUUUUGUUGAAAACUUGUAAUUCCUAAUCUUCUGUAGGCGAUCUCAAUUUGUAUGUUAUUAAUUUUAUUGUAUCAUAAGAUCAGAUUUUAUUUUAAGGCAUAAUAUUUUACGAAAUACUUAAUUUUACUUGUAAAAAUGUAAUUCCAAACUUAGAUUAUAGUAAAACUGUACAAUAAUCGUAAUGUAUAAUCUUUUUAUGUUACCUUCAUAAGUAUUAAACAGCAAUGCCUGUAAUACAGUAUCUAAUACAUAAUAUAAAAUAUAUAAACGAUUAUUCACUUAAUAAUGACAGCGAACAUUCCAUAUAUUAUUUUCUUUUUAAAGCAUUUUACGUUUUAUAAAAUAAUAUUUGUAUACCAUGUUUAUACGAACGAAUACCAUAGUAAUUAUACAAGAAUAUAAUAUAAUUAGAAAUAGAAGGCUUUAUGUUAACAAUCACAUUAUAGUUAAAGUACAAAACGAAUGUUACCACUAAGAAAAUACUAUCAAAUUAAAGAUAUUAAUAAUCAUUAAUUUCAAACAAUGUCACAAUCGUCAAUAUUUUACUACAGUUUAAUACCAAAAGAAUGUUUAAAAAAGAAAAAGACAAUAGUAUCAGAAUAUCUUGCCUUGCCCUUUGGAUUCCACUAGUUAUGUUAAAAAACUUCGGUUACAUGAAUUUAUUUAUUGAUCUCAAGUUUCAAAAAACUGCUGCAUAAUAUAAUCUAGUUACAUUAUUAUUGAAAAGCAAUGCAAAAUCAAAAACAUUUUACUAGGGAGUUAUGAAACAAUCUUGCCUUUAAAGUACGCAGUGAAAAUAAUUAGAAAGUAUUGGGUUAAAUAUUAUAAAGUGUUUUGUUGAAGAGUAUUUAUAGUGUUUUAUAAGUCACGUGUUUUUAGAUAUUUAAUAUUAGUGGAUUGCAAGUUUGGGAAUCAUUAAAAGUGACGUUAUUUAAAUUCGAAGUAUUGAAAUAUGUUUUAAUUAAAAAUACCUAUAGUUUUUUCGCGGUAUAUUAACUCAUUAAUACUAAAUUAAGUACUUCCCCUUCUCGUCCUACAUUUAAAUUUAGUUAUUACAAUUUAAUACAUUACAUUUUUUUAUAAAAAAAGUUGGAUGCUUUUAAAUGCAGAUAUUAUUAUAACGGGUGUUUUUUUAGAGGUAUACAACUUUAAAUCGAUUACCUACACUGUUUCUAGUGAUAAUUAAUUUGAUAGUUGGUGGUACAUUUGUGGACAGUAGGUUUUGCCAUUUUAUAAUUUUAUAGAAUUUCUUCAGAGCAACGUUUGCAAAUUGUGCAAAAAUGUAUUUUAAAAAUCAUGGUUCAGUUUUCCAUACAAACGUCCAUAUUACGGUCGACGUAAUUUUCGUAACUUUUCAUUCCUCAGAUGAAUGAUAUUAAUGUGGCAAAGCUAUGGUUUCAACAAGAUGGUGUUACCAUCCAACCAGCACGCGACACAUUCAAUUUAUUGCGGGAAACAUUCGAUGAGCGCAUAAUUUCACUCGAUGGAUCUUUGAAUUUGCCUCCACUAUCGGGUGAUCUCACACAUAUGGAUUAUUUUCUCUGGGGAUAUCUUAAGUCCACUACUGCGCAGAUAAACUACGGAAUUCAAUGCCAACAUUCGUUUCGUUAUUGCCGAUGUAUGGCCCCAGUUGCUCGAAAAAGACAUUGAAAAUUGGACAUCUCGAUUACGCUAUAUUUGAGGCAACCGUGGCGCCCUUUGGCCCGAAAUCAUUUUGAAGCAUAAAUGGCAUAAGAACAUCUGUUAAACAAAACCAAUAUAUGUGAAUCAAACAUAUUUUUACAUAUUUUAUUUCAUUUUAAAGUUCUAUACCUCUAAAAAAAACACCCUAUACUUAUUAUUUAACUAAGCUAAAACAAACUUGCAGUCCAGUACAAUCCCCAGUCCAGGGGGGGCAAUUUCCGUAUCGGGGCUAUGCAUGAAAACAAUAAUUUACUAUUUAGUUCACCGCAAUAUUGUAGAGUUAUAUGAUAAAUGUAAUAAUAAUGUAUAAAAAUAAUUUAGUGGAAAGUAUUUUUUGUAAUAAAAGAAUUUUAUAUAAAUCAAA